Molecule: messenger RNA, 2345 nt
Organism: Herpailurus yagouaroundi (jaguarundi)
Lineage: Eukaryota; Metazoa; Chordata; Mammalia; Carnivora; Felidae
Gene: SEMA6B
Product: semaphorin 6B
Exons: 17
Coding region: 213-2345 (710 amino acids)
Biological process (GO): semaphorin-plexin signaling pathway; positive regulation of cell migration; neural crest cell migration
Cellular component (GO): plasma membrane
Molecular function (GO): semaphorin receptor binding; chemorepellent activity
Source: RefSeq, a predicted model, not a curated record
UCCGGGCGUCUGCUGAGUCACAAAUCCCGGAAGCCCAGGGUCAUGGAGAGGAAGCCACGCUGGUCCACGCAAGGCCUUCCUGUUUUUUGGCCCCAAAUCCUCAGAGGCAGGGACUCCAGGGCCAAAGUUCCCACACCACCUUCACCUCCAGGGGUUCAGAAACCUGGGGCUCUGAGGCCAGGACACCGUGUGCCGAUGUCCCUGCUGCUCAGAUGGGGAAACUGAGGCACAGGGCUUGCCCGAGGCUUCCCGGAAGGACGAGGCUGCAGGUUUCUUACUCAGGACGUCCAGACUGCACCCCUGCGGGUGUCGCUUCUCGUCACCCCGACCUCGCCAUGCGGACCCCGCGAGCGCCCCCUCCUCGCCCGGCCCCACUGCUCCUACUGCUGCUACUGGGGGAAGCUAAUGGCCUCUUCCCCGAGGAGCCGCCGCCGCUCAGCGUGGCCCCCAGGGACUACCUGAACCACUACCCCGUGUUCGUGGGCGGCGGGCCAGGACGCCUGACCCCAGCAGAGGGUACUGACGACCUCAACAUCCAGCGGGUCCUGCGGGUCAACAGGACGCUGUUCAUCGGGGACAGGGACAACCUGUACCGGGUGGAGCUGGAGCCCCCCACGACCACGGAGCUGCGGUACCAGCGGAAACUGACCUGGCGCUCCAACCCCAGUGACAUCAACGUGUGUCGGAUGAAGGGCAAGCAGGAGGGCGAGUGUCGGAAUUUUGUAAAGGUGCUGCUACUUCGCGACGAAUCCACGCUCUUCGUGUGCGGUUCCAAUGCCUUCAACCCCGUGUGUGCCAACUACAGCAUGGACACACUGCAGCCCCUGGGGGACAAUAUCAGCGGCAUGGCCCGUUGCCCAUACGAUCCCAAACAUGCCAACGUUGCCCUCUUCUCUGAAGGGAUGCUCUUCACGGCCACCGUUACUGACUUCCUAGCCAUCGAUGCUGUCAUCUACCGCAGCCUGGGGGACCGGCCCACUCUGCGUACCGUGAAACACGACUCCAAGUGGUUCAAAGAGCCCUACUUUGUCCAUGCGGUGGAGUGGGGCAGCCACAUCUAUUUCUUCUUCCGGGAGAUCGCGAUGGAGUUUAACUAUCUGGAGAAGGUGGUGGUGUCCCGAGUGGCCCGGGUGUGCAAGAAUGACGUGGGGGGCUCCCCCCGGGUGCUGGAGAAGCAGUGGACGUCCUUCCUGAAGGCGCGGCUCAACUGCUCCGUGCCUGGCGACUCCCAUUUCUACUUCAACGUGCUGCAGGCUGUCACGGGCGUGGUCAGCCUGGGGGGCCGGCCGGUGGUCCUUGCUGUCUUCUCCACCCCCAGCAACAGCAUCCCCGGCUCGGCUGUCUGCGCCUUCGACAUGACGCAGGUGGCUGCCGUGUUUGAAGGCCGCUUCCGUGAACAGAAGUCCCCCGAGUCCAUCUGGACCCCCGUGCCGGAGGACCAGGUGCCACGGCCCCGACCUGGGUGCUGCGCGGCUCCCGGCAUGCAGUACAAUGCCUCUAGCGCCUUCCCCGAUGAGAUCCUCAACUUUGUCAAGACCCACCCCCUGAUGGACGAAGCGGUGCCCUCUCUGGGCCACGCGCCCUGGAUCGUGCGGACUCUAAUGCGGCACCAGCUGACACGAGUGGCUGUGGACGUGGGCGCCGGCCCCUGGGGCAACCACACCGUCGUCUUCCUGGGUUCCGAGGUGGGCACCGUCCUCAAGUUCCUCAUCUGGCCCAACGCCAGCGCCUCGGGCACCGCUGGGCCCAGUGUCUUCCUAGAGGAGUUCGAGACCUACCGGCCGGACAGGUGUGGACGGUUCAGCAGCGGUGAGGCGGGGCGGCGGCUGUUGAGUCUGGAGCUGGACACGGCCUCGGGUGGCCUGCUGGCAGCCUUCCCCCGCUGCGUGGUCCGCGUGCCCGUGGCCCGCUGCCAGCAGUACUCAGGGUGCAUGAAGAACUGUAUUGGCAGUCAGGACCCCUACUGUGGGUGGGCCCCUGAUGGUUCCUGUGUCUUCCUCAGCCCCGGCACCAGAGGCACCUUUGAGCAGGACGUGUCUGGGGCCAGCACCUCAGGCUUAGGGGACUGUACAGGUAAGUGGAGUGCGCGCCCGCGCGUGUGCGCGCGCGUGUGUGUGUGUGUGUGUUGGGGGCGGGUGCUGGCCUCCGUCAGGGCAUGGGAGGGGCGGGGGGCCUCACUUCCAGCAGGGGUGGCGGGGGAGGGACACAGAGAGAGAGGCCAAGAGACGGACACACAGACUCGGAGAGGACACACGGACCCCAGCGGACAGAGGGCCACAGAGAUGCCACCGAGCGGCCGGCCGGACUCACUGGCGGAGGGCGGACGGCCGGCGGGGGCCACCUGA